This is a messenger RNA of Malus domestica (apple), 2979 nucleotides long. Lineage: Eukaryota; Viridiplantae; Streptophyta; Magnoliopsida; Rosales; Rosaceae. The record is from RefSeq and is a predicted model, not a curated record.
UUAAGUGGUUCCCAAUUCUUAGAAAAAAUUCCCAACUUAUCCGGAAGUCCAAACCUAAAGAAGUUGAUUCUAAAUGAGUGUAACCGUUUAGUUGAAGUUGAUGAUUCUGUUGGAUUCCUUGAUAAACUUAAUAGAUUAAGUCUUAAUGGGUGCUCUAGGCUUGAGAGAUUUGCGACGAGACUUAGAUUGAGAUCCCUUCGUAGACUUACUCUUUAUGGUUGUACAAGGCUCAAGAGUUUCCCAGAAAUAGAGGCCGAGAUGGAAUCUCUAUAUGAUUUGGACAUAUCAAAAAGUGGCAUAAGAGAAUUGCCUUCAUCAAUUGCAUAUCUUACCGGGCUUAAAUUUUUGUCGGCAAGUUAUUGUGAGAACCUUACAGGUACAUCCUUACAUCACAGUUAUGGGUUGCAACAUCUCUACCGUAUUGAAAUGAUUAGAUGCCCAAAACUGGUGACAUUUGGGAAGUUUUCAACUCGCUUAGACACUUCACAUUACAACGGUAUCCCAUUAGCCAUUUUCAACGCAUGCAAGCUUUAUCUUGUUGAAUGCAAUUUAUCAGAAAGUGAUUUCCUUGUGCCUCUUCAAUAUGAACCAUCCAGUCUUCAUUGCUGGUCCACAUUAAUAGAACUUGGUCUGUCGGGAAACAAUUUUGUUAGUCUUCCGGAAUGCAUUAGCAAAUUUGUCAACUUGGAAAUACUUUGGUUGACUGGUUGCAAGAGGCUUCGGGAAAUUCCACAUGCCCUUCCACCAAAUCUAAGGGAAUUAUAUCUGAAUGAUUGCACAUCAUUGGAGAAAAUUCCAAAGUUGCCCUCGGGGCUUAGGUGUCUGCAGUUGACUAAUUGCUUUGGACUAAGUGGCGAUGAGGUGGCAAAGUUGGAAAAUAAUUUGUUGAACUGGAAUCAGGAAUUUCUUCGGUGCUCUCAAUUGCAAGUUACGUAUCCAGGCGAUGAAAUUCCAAAGCGGUUUAGCUAUACCUCUAAACAUCUAACAGCCACUAGGAUUGAAAGUGUAGGAAAAGGUACAAGGCAACAUGAUUAUGUUGGAGGUGGUGAAUUUAGUUUUGAAAUUUCUCUAAAUUUACAGGAGAGGGAGACGUUAUUAGGAUUGGCUCUAUCUUGUGUUUUUCCACCACAAUUGACUGGAGGGAUUUGUUAUUACUACAAUCUUCGUCUUUACAUCAACGAAGCAAGUGAUUAUCAACAAUUUAGGUGGAUAGUGGAAGGCAAGGAGGCUCAUGUGGGGCUAGUGUUAGUGGAUUUAGAGAACCAGGGAGAAAGCCCAUGUGGGGCUCAUGUUAGUGGAGAUAUUUGUAAAGUUAAAGUUCAAUAUCCCAACUACUCGAGCAUUAAAAGCUGCGGGGUGCAGCCCCUAUUGCGCAAAGGAGAUGAACGGCUUCCCUCGUCUUUGGAACCAACGAGUAGCCUUGGAUCCUCAGAUAUCGUCAAUGAUGAAUAUGAUCGGCAACAACAAUGGCCUUCCUUAUCUUUGAACCCAGCGGAUGAUCAUCCGACACACACACAGAUUGAUCACAAUGUUCCUUCUGAUAUUGAGGAGGAGCAAGAGCAACCGUCCACCAUUUCUGAUUUACUAGGAGUUUGGGCCUAAAGCAGAGCCCUGUUGCCGCCUAGCAAUAGAAAAGUCUUCACCAAAUUGAGUUAGAAGAAUUAGGGUUUUAGAGCUCCAAAGAUCCAAACUUUAUCAGUCUCUCCGAAAGUAAUUAGAGAAAUGGAAACCCAAUCAAAGGACGGAGACUCUCUGGAGAAGCGGCCCGGCAUCUUCUUCCUCGGCUCCCCCGGCGUCGUCGAACGCUCUCUCAUUUCCCAGGCCCUCCCAAUGUAUGAGCAGUUGGCUGCCUUGAUCUUGGUUUUCGACACAACUGAGUUGUCGUCUCUGUCUGCGCUUCAGAAAUGGGUAUCUCAAACUGAUCUUCAAAAGUUCGAUAGACUAGUGUGCAUAGGGAAUAAGGUUGAUCUUGUUCCGGGUCACCCAGUUCAUACCGAAUAUAGAAGACGACUGCAGAAGCUUGGAGACCCAUUUGCUGAUGACGGUCCAGGGUUCACUGCGUAUGGAAUCUCCGAGACUGAAGGAAGCAGUUUAUUGGGGGAUGAUGAGCCAUAUUGGGAGGCUAGGCACACAUGUUUGGAAUGGUGCAAUGAGCAUAACAUUGAGUUUGUUGAAGCUUGUGCUUCAAAUGCUGAUUUUGACAAAUGUAAGGUUUGUCAGUUGAUGGCGACUCGCAAGGUAUUGAAUGACUUUUUGGUGCUCUUUCCGCACAUAUGUGGCCUGGAAUGAUUCUGAAAUCAGGCGAUAAGAUUGCUGAACCGUCAUUACCUGAAAGAGGAACUUGUCAGAUAAAGAAUCUGAUUAUGAAUUUGAGUAUGAAGUCCUCUCUGCAGGUUCAGCUGAUCCAUUUGAUGACACGGAAGAAUGGGUUUCUGCAAAUGGUUUUGCUGGACCUUCAGAUAUGCGAGGACUGGCUGCUCAAAGUAAUCUUGUCCUAGAAUGCAAACAAGAGAAUGGACCCAGUUCUAAUAAGGAGGUUCCCCAUGCCUCGAACUUGACAGCCGCGUUGGAUGAUAGUAUUAGCAAAGGAGUAUCCAGUGCAGAAGAACCUGAACAGGACACAGACCAUGACCAAGCCCCAGAACCGGAUGAGGGUACGAAUUUUGAAUUUGAAGAUUUGGAACAGUUGAUGUCUGAGAUUGGGAACAUGCGCGACAGUUCAAGAUUGCUGCCGGAUUGUCAGAGAAGAGAUAUGGCUGCAAAGCUGGCCAUGAAAAUGGCUACCAUGUUUGGGGGUGGCAGUGAUGGUGAAGUGGAAAGUAUCGGCGAGUAAAGGCCAUGAGUAUCUAAGAGAGAUGUGAGUGUUAUGAGAGUUAUGAAAUAUUCUGUUUCAUUGAAUUUAUGAGGCUUUACAACUGUGUAUAUAUAUAUAUCUGCUAAUCAUAAUUAGCACCUAAUCAAGUAUAACUAAUUACACUA